AUGGAUGAUAGUUCAUUAAUUUUAAUUGAAGAUAGUGAUGAUAUCAGGAUCAUAGAAGAGGAUCAACGUAUAAGGAAAGCGCAUAAUAAUAACGAACCAGUCCAGUUAAUAAUCACAUCCUCUUCUCAAUCAUCUAACAAGACUAAAAUAAAUCAGGAUUGUCAUAAUUCUGAAGAUAUAAAAAUAAAUGAGGUUAAUCAUUCUUUUGAAGUAAUUGCUCCUUUCAUCGAAGAUGAUUUGAGUGAGUUAGAUAGUAUUUCCAGUGCCCUUGAUUAUUCAGGCAUAACAGAUGAAUCACCCAAAACAGUAGUAAAAAGAAAUCUAUUUGUAAUGGAUACUAGUUUAGAUGAUGAUCCAACAAAUAAUUCAAGUAGCGGUAUUGAUAUUUCAACUAGACAGGCAACCAAGAAAAGUCUACAAUCACUGGCUAAUCGAUGGGGAAUAAAAUGUGAUAGAGUCUCUGAAAGUAAAGCUAACCAAGUUCAGGGAUCACCAAGAAAGAAUUCUUCCCCAAAAAAGAAGCAAAAAUUAUUUUCAAGUCAACAAUUGAAUGAAAAUGCCACUUCUAGCCAAGCGUCUCGCAAUAUAUUCAACCAAUGCCCAUUAUCGUCGCCAGUUUCGAAUAGUUUGAUAGAAUCUUCAAUUCGAGAUGGCAAUAAUCAGGAUACGCAUCAAACUAAAGAUACUAAUAUAAAUGAAGAGAAUGUUAAGAGUAAUUCAAUCAUUGAAUUAUCAAAUGAAUCAAAGAAUAGCUUCAUGGGAGAAGAUUUGGCGGAUAGUAUAAUAGAAGCCACCUUGACCAGCAUCCUAGAAGAUAACGAAAAAUUGCCUGUACUUUCUACCCCAUCAAAAUCUAAAAGAUGCUAUAAUGCAAUUCAGAAUGAAUCGUUUAAUAAUGAGAAAAUUAGACUGAUAAUGAGAUCUCACUCUAUGCCAGAAAGUUUUCAAAAUAGGGUUGAUUCGAAUAAUAAUGACCAUUGCCAUUUGCAUGGUUACAUAGUGCGUGGGAGUAGCUAUACAAGGAUUGAAUCUGAACAAUUAAUAAAACGUUUUCUAACGGAAGAGAAAGAAGCAUUUAAAAGAGUAAAUCAAACAUAUAGAGAUAAUGAGAAGGCAAGAUCUGAGAUAAUUUUGGAAAUUCCAUGCUCAAUAUUAGAAGAGUUUGAAUCGGUAUGUCCUAAUUUAAGAUCAUUAGUGGCUCCAGCAACUCUACAAACCGGCGACUCGGGAAAUAUUCCUCUAAUCAGAUUUUUAAGGAAAUCUGAUAGUGUUUAUGAUUUCAAUAACGAUAUUUAUUAUCCAGAUCAAUUUAAAAUAUUGGAUGAAAAAGUCUACAUAUUAUAUUAUGAUGCAUUUAAUUUUUUCAAACAAUAUAGAGAAAAUAAACGUAAGUUAUUCAAAGAUAUCAGAUUUUACAUAAAAAGCAAGAAGUAUAUUAUUUUGGUUCUAUAUGGAUUAUCCCAGCUAAAGAGAGAUCUUGAUAACUUAGAAAAUAAUAAAUAUAAGGCACGAGUUAAUGAGCAUCUGUCAAAGUCACCAUUAAAGUCACCAACAAAAAAAUCUAAUCAAUCUAAUCAAUCUAAGAAAACAGAGAAAUUACAGAAUUUGAAUAUGAGAAGUAAUGACAUCGAACAAAGACUUCGUUUAAUUGAUCGAUUAUGGAAUGUUAAAAUUCAUACAGUUAAUUCACAUAUAGAUUUUCUUAAUUCUUUACCAAAUCUAGUUUCAUUAAUUGCCAAGCAACGGAAUGACCCUACAAUUCGUUUUAUGAGGUAUGCUCAUUUGAACGUCAGAUCCAGUAAGGAUAGAGUCGAUGCCUUAAAGAAGGUUUUAAAUCAAAUUGGACGAAUGCCAGAAUUAAAAGCUGAAAGCAUCACUAGAGAAUACAAGGGCUUUCAAACCCUAUUAGAUGAUUUUAAGAAAGGAGAGCUGAAAUCUGGUCCUGAUGGACGCCAUUUAAUGUCAGAGGCUAUGGAAAAUAGGUUAUAUAAACUGUUUCUCUGUCGAGAUCCAGACGCAUCUAUAGAAUAA
Vanderwaltozyma polyspora DSM 70294 is the source of this 2031-nucleotide messenger RNA. RefSeq names its product Mms4p (gene MMS4). The record is from RefSeq and is a predicted model, not a curated record. The coding region runs from base 1 to 2031 and encodes 676 amino acids. NCBI's taxonomy places the organism in Eukaryota, Fungi, Ascomycota, Saccharomycetes, Saccharomycetales, Saccharomycetaceae. Gene Ontology annotation, molecular function: nuclease activity; DNA binding. The transcript has a single exon.